AUGGUGGUGCGUAAGAGCAAAGGUCGCCAAAAGGUUCCCAUGGCGAAGAUGACCAGCGACAGCAACCUCCAAGUCACCUUCUCAAAACGCCGAGCAGGUCUGUUCAAGAAAGCCAGCGAGCUUUGCACCCUCUGCGGCGCUGAGAUCGCCAUCAUCGUCUUCUCCCCGGGAAACAAGGCCUUCUCCUUCGGCCACCCUUCCGUCGAAUCCAUCAUGGACCGCUUCGUCAACUGCGCCCCGCCGUCCGCGGUGGCCGGCGGCACGUUCCAGCUGGUGGAGGCGCACCGCAACGCGAGCGUGCGCGAACUCAACGUGCAGCUCACGCAGGUGCAGAACCAGUUAGAGGCGGAGAAGAAGCGCGCGGAGGCUCUGGGGGAGGCGAGGAAGGCGACGCAGCACUGCUGGUGGGAGGCGCCAGUGGAGGAGCUCAAUCUGCGGCAGCUGGAGCAGCUGAAGGGGGCGUUGGAGGAGGUCAAAAGGAACGCGGCGAAGCAGGUGGACAGGAUGUCGGUCGAUGCGGCGACCAAACCGCCGGUGCAGGCCCCAAACGUGCCGGUGCCGGUGCCGGCUCCAAACGUGCCUUUGCCGGCGCCAAACGUGCCGAUGCCGUUGUUUGGAGCUUUGUUUGACGGGAAGAGCGGUGGCUUUGGUGGGUUUGGUGGUGGCGCGCCCAUGGUGCCUCCGCAUGCAUAUGAUUUGGGGUAUGGACGUGGGUUCUUCUGA
This is a messenger RNA of Malania oleifera, 723 nucleotides long. Its product is annotated as agamous-like MADS-box protein AGL62. NCBI's taxonomy places the organism in Eukaryota, Viridiplantae, Streptophyta, Magnoliopsida, Santalales, Ximeniaceae. The record is from RefSeq and is a predicted model, not a curated record. The transcript has a single exon. The coding region runs from base 1 to 723 and encodes 240 amino acids. Gene Ontology annotation, biological process: positive regulation of transcription by RNA polymerase II. Gene Ontology annotation, molecular function: protein dimerization activity; DNA-binding transcription factor activity, RNA polymerase II-specific; RNA polymerase II cis-regulatory region sequence-specific DNA binding.